CCCGCACACUCACAUGUAAGGUAUGUUGUCAUUUGUUAUGUUGUUUUUCUUUUAGAGUCUGUUGAGUUACUUGUGAAAAUAUUUUGUUGUUGAUAGGCUCGAACAAUGUUAUUAUGGCAAAAAUUAGAUUUGCAGAAAAGAUCAUGAAAUGACCCAGUCUCAAAGAUUCGAUAUUUUUCAAAGAUUUUACUCGUCAUACACUUAAGAAAAAAAUCUAUGUAUACUUCUUCGACAAACAUUGUUUGAUUGUUCGAUACAAUAGCAAAGUCUGAAUAUGAACUCGCUUCUCAACAAUCAAACAAUAGUUUUCAAAAAGAAUACGUAAUUUUUUUUCUUAUUUAGCAGUCGAAUAAAAUCAUAAAAAAAAUUAUCGAGCUUAACGAGAUUGAAUGCCUGCGGCCUUUUCAGUUUUCAUAGACAAUUAUGGAAUUCUUCUCGCACUAAACUAUUGGGCACUGUUAUUGAAUUUUAAUUGCAACAGGGAUGAACUAGUUUAAUUUCCUUGCGUUACAUUAACUCAUUUAUACACAGCGUUACUUUCAUUUUCGGAUGAACUACUUUUUUAAUUCGAAUAUUGUUUUUCAUAUAACUUUUAUUUUUUUCUAAUAGAUUUUAGAAAAUUUUAUGCUAAAACAAUGGAAGCGAUUUAUAUAUUACAUGAAAAAGAUAUGGAUGCUCGUUUUUAUGUUUAUCUUAGGCUGCAUUUAAUGAUACGACCUAUUAAAUGUUUACUUAAAUAUACAUCAACAGCAUAUAUUGAUUAUCAAUUAUUAAUUGAUUUAUUGGAUUAA
Rotaria sordida is the source of this 791-nucleotide messenger RNA. The record is from the annotation of a GenBank genome assembly. Lineage: Eukaryota; Metazoa; Rotifera; Eurotatoria; Philodinida; Philodinidae.